AUAAUUUAAUAAUGUAUGAUAUAUGCAGGGUGCUAUCACAAAGAGGAUGACAGCCAUUGAAGAAAUGGCAGGCAUGGAUGUUCUUUGUAGUGACAAGACUGGGACUUUAACACUAAAUAAGCUUACGGUCGACAAAAAUCUUGUCGAGGUUUUCGCAAAAGGAGUGGACCCGGAUACUGUUGUUUUGAUGGCAGCUCGAGCUUCAAGACUUGAGAAUCAAGACGCCAUAGAUACUGCCAUUGUUGGGAUGCUGGCUGAUCCAAAGGAGGCACGUGCUGGUAUACAAGAAGUGCAUUUUCUUCCUUUCAAUCCAACUGAUAAGAGGACUACAUUGACCUAUAUUGAUCAAGAUGGUAAAAUGUAUAGAGUAAGCAAAGGUGCACCCGAACAGAUCCUACACUUUGCCCACAACAAAUCAGACAUCAAACGCAGAGUUCAUGCAGUGAUUGAUAAGUUCGCAGAGCGCGGUCUGCGAUCUCUUGCUGUAGCAUACCAGGAAGUUUCCGAUGGAAGGAAAGAAAGUGCUGGAGGCCCAUGGCAGUUUAUUGGCCUUAUUCCCCUCUUUGACCCACCUAGGCAUGAUAGUGCCGAAACAAUACGGAGGGCACUAAAUCUCAGAGUAAAUGUCAAAAUGAUUAUAGGUGAUCAACUAGUUAUAAGAAAGGAAACAGGAUGACGCUUGGGAAUGGGUACCAAUAUGUAAUCUUGUUUAUUUGAACAGGACAAGGAUGAAUUCAUUGCUGACUUGCCUAUUGAUGAACUAAUCGAAAAAGCAGAUGGAUUUGUUGGUGUAUUUCCUGAACACAAGUAUGAGAUUGUGAAGCGUUUGCAAGUGAGGAAACAUAUAUGUGGAAUGACUGGUGAUGGAGUGAAUGAUGCACCUGCUCUAAAGAAGGCAGACAUUGGUAUAGCUGUCGCCAAUGCCACGGAUGCUGCUCGUAGUGCAUCUGAUAUUGUUUUAACAGAACCUGGUCUUAGUGUUAUCAUAAGUGCUUGCUAGUUUUUUUGUUCAAGG
Molecule: messenger RNA, 1015 nt
Organism: Arachis ipaensis
Lineage: Eukaryota; Viridiplantae; Streptophyta; Magnoliopsida; Fabales; Fabaceae
Source: RefSeq, a predicted model, not a curated record